GACGAGUGCCUCGGGACCCACCGGUCGGAACUGCAACUGUGGCGUCCGGUCACCUUGCAGCGACCUGUUGAAUAUGGAGCAAGCACCAGCUUCAUCCAUCAAAGGGGCGGCCAGACCCCAAGCGGGCGCACUUUUGAUGUGACGACAUGACGAAUGACAAAGGUGGGAGGAGGGAGAGGAGAGCAUAAAGGCGAAGGUGCCACAAUGCCGCGGCACACGACAACGGCGAGAAGAAGACAAGAAGAAGGAGGAACCGAAGAAGAAAAAAGAAUCUGCCAGCUCAGAGCCAGGUGUGAUGGAGCGCAUGCGAUUGUUCCUGUUCCUCCAUGUGUGUCUGUCCCUGUUGACAGUCCUAUGCUGGGGUCAAAGGUUGGACGCCGAUGUGCAGGUUCCAGCCGCACCCGACCAACCCAAACUCUUCCGACUCACGAAUGAUGACCUGGCGGAGGUGCUGCAGGGCUUCCUGGACGAGGCGGAAGGCGGUGGCGCCGGCCUAUCGCGGGAGAAGAAGGCCAGUUUUUUUCCUCGGUGCGACGUGGGCGAGCGCUGCGCCAUGAAACACGGCCCCCGAAUCGGACGGCUGUGCGACUGCCUGCGAGGGACGGCGUGCAACACUUUCUUCCUGCGCUGCUACUGAACGCCCGCGUGGACCCCCAUCCCCACCCCCCACCCGCGACAAUGCCAGCGCACCAAACGCAUCACAACUCCCGACAUCAUUUUAGAACAUUUUGCAACACUUCACGACUCUUUCCCCACACAAUAGUCUUCUGUUAUCUAGCUAGCAGGCUAACGGAUAGCAGUUAAAAGUCAUUCACUGCCAUUGACGGGUAUGCUUGUCAAUUCUUGUUUUUUUUGUUUUUUUGAUUGUUUUCAAUCGGGAUGGGUGGAGGCACAUCUGAUGCUGCUCCGCUGCAUCAAACACGGAAACAACUUAAAGUGAUGAGCAACCGUCAGUCGAUGGCGCGGAUGCCCCAUAAUAGCCAUGACAUCUGCACAGGUUGGAAGUCCGCUCGAAAAAAAAGGCUGCAUUUUGUACAACCUAUUGUUGAAAGAACGGAGAAAUGCAGACUCAAGCUGUUCUUUGGUGAAAGGAGAGAGUCACUCCUUUCAUUUGGUAGAUUUGCGAUAUACUGUAUAUAAUCAUUGAACACAAGAACUGUCAAAAAUGUUAAUAUGUGGCUGGCAGGGAAUGACUUAAAGCUGACAUCCACAACAAAGUAAGAUAAAGAAGGCCGAUGUAAAAAAAAAAAAAAAAAAAAGCCGACCGAUGCGUUGUGGCGCAACGAUGUCAUUUCAUGGCGUCCCCCCACAGGGUGUGGCUCGCCCACGGCACCGCCCGCUCCUCUCUGUCCUUCCCGCUGUGACCUUUCAAGUAUCACCUUGUUUCAUCUGAAUCUUGUUAAUAAACAAUCUUCACAAAGCCGGACUUGUCACAUGGCUUCC
This is a messenger RNA of Hippocampus zosterae (dwarf seahorse), 1443 nucleotides long. It is a transcript of the gene cart4, whose product is annotated as cocaine- and amphetamine-regulated transcript 4. The transcript has 4 exons. The coding region runs from base 296 to 637 and encodes 113 amino acids. The record is from RefSeq and is a predicted model, not a curated record. Gene Ontology annotation, biological process: cellular response to starvation; positive regulation of MAPK cascade; negative regulation of appetite. Gene Ontology annotation, molecular function: neuropeptide hormone activity. Lineage: Eukaryota; Metazoa; Chordata; Actinopteri; Syngnathiformes; Syngnathidae.